This is a messenger RNA of Aureococcus anophagefferens, 3154 nucleotides long. RefSeq lists its product as hypothetical. Bases 1 to 3096 code for a protein of 1031 amino acids. Gene Ontology annotation, molecular function: metal ion binding. Lineage: Eukaryota; Pelagophyceae; Pelagomonadales; Pelagomonadaceae. Gene Ontology annotation, biological process: protein processing. The record is from RefSeq and is a predicted model, not a curated record. The transcript is spliced from 2 exons.
AUGGGCCGCGCCUGGGCGUCGCUGCGCAAGCCGCGCUGGGGCUUCCAGACCGCGCGCCACUCGACGGCCGUCGCCACCGAGCCCGCGAAGGCGUCCGCGCCGCCCGCGCACCCGGCCUUCAGCCUCGUGCGCUCCGAGACCAUCGACGAGUACGGCGCCGUCUGCCACGUCUACGAGCACGUCGCGUCCAAGGCCCAGGUGCUCUCCGUCGUCGCGGACGACGACAACAAGGUCUUCGGCAUCACGUUCCGCACUCCGCCGCGCGACUCGACGGGCCUGCCCCACAUCCUCGAGCACAGUGUGCUCUGCGGGAGCAAGAACUACCCGACGAAGGAGCCCUUCGUCGAGCUGCUCAAGGGCUCGCUGCAGACGUUCCUCAACGCCUUCACGUACCCGGACCGGACGUGCUACCCCGUCGCGUCGCAGAACCUCGAGGACUUCCGGAACCUGGCGCGCGUCUACCUCGACGCCGUCUUCUACCCGCGCGCCGCCUCCGACGAGACCGUGCUCCAGCAGGAGGGCUGGCACUACGAGGUCGACGGCGACUCGAAGCUCACGUACUCGGGCGUCGUGUACAACGAAAUGAAGGGCGUCUACUCGUCCCCGGACUCGCUCAUGCAGCGCGCGGCGCAGCAGGCCCUCUUCCCGGACAACGCCUACGGCGUCGACAGCGGCGGCGACCCCAACGCCAUCCCGGACCUCGACUUUGCCCAGUUCCAGGCGUUCCACGGCGAGUUCUACCAUCCGACGAACUCGCGCAUCUUCUUCUACGGCGACGACGACCCGCUGGAGCGCCUGGAGCUGCUCGACGAGUACCUCUCGGACUUUGUGGAGCGCAAGGGCGACACGGAGGUCGCCACCCAGAAGAUCACGUUCGCCGAGCCAAAGAAGAUCGUCGAGAAGUUCCCCGCGUCGCCCGGCGACGACGGCCCGGGCGGCGCGCACAUGGUCUCCGUGAACUGGCUCCUGGCGUCGGAGCCCAUGAGCCCCAAGGACGAGCUCGGGUUGGGCGUGCUGGACCACCUGUUGCUCGGCACGUCGACGUCGCGCCUCCGCAAGGCGCUGACGGACAGUGGCCUCGGCGAGUCGGUCAUCGGCGGGGGCCUCUCCGACGAGCUCAAGCAGCCGACCUUCGCCGUGGGGUUGAAGGGCGUCGAGGCGGAGAACGUCGAGAAGGUCGAGGCGCUCGUCGUGGACACGCUCAAGGCCAUCGAGGCCGAGGGCUUCGAUCCCGCGGCUCUGGCGGCGUCGAUGAACACGAUCGAGUUCGGCAUGCGCGAGUUCAACACGGGCUCCUUCCCCAAGGGGCUGAGCUUCAUGCUCGGCAUGAUGCGCAACUGGAUCUACGACCGCGACCCGGUGGAGGCGCUGCGCUUCGAGGCGCCCCUCGCGGAGCUCAAGAAGGAGCUGGCGGACGACGCGGACGCGUACUUUGCGGGUUUGAUCUCGAAGCUGCUGACGUCGAACACGCACCGCGUCACGGUGGAGAUGCGCCCCGACGAGACUCUGGAGGAGACGCAGAAGGCCGAGGAGGCCGGCCGCCUCGCCGCGAUCCGCGACGACAUGUCGCCCGAGGACUUGGCGGCCGUCGAGGCGACGGCCGCGGCGCUCAAGGAGAAGCAGAUGUCGAGCGACGACCCGGAGGCCCUGGCGACGAUCCCGACGCUGGGCAAGGCGGACCUGACGCGCGAGGUGCGCACGAUCCCGCGCACGGAGGGCCUCGUCGACGGCGAGAAGGUCGUGCUUCUGGAGCGCGAGCUCGCGACGGCGGGUAUCGUGUACACGGAGAUGGCGCUGGACCUGCGGUCCGCGCUGGACGCCGACGAUUUGCCCUACGUGCCCCUCUUCGCGCGCAUGCUCCUGGAGACGGGCGUCGCGGGCAAGUACGACCCCGUGGGCCUCCAGCGCGCCAUCGGGGCGAAGACGGGCGGCGUGUCGGCGUCGAUCAUGAACACGCUCAAGGUCAGCGCGGACGGCGCCAUCGGCGACCCGGACGACCUCGUCUACCGUUUGGUGCUCCGCGGCAAGGCGACGCACGAGAACGCGGGCGAGCUCUACGAGCUCAUGGGCGACGUGCUCCUGGGCGCGGAUUUCGCGUCCGCCGAGAAGCGCGUCGUCGAGAUGCUCAAGGAAUCCAAGGCGCGCUACGAGUCGGCCUUCCGCACGUCGGGCCAGUCCUUCGCGUCCGCGCGCAUCUCCGCGACGCUGUCCCUGCCCGCGCUCGUCUCCGAGCUCACGUCGGGCGUGAGCCACUACGAAUCGGUGCUCGCGAUGCUCGAGGAGGCCCAGAGCGACUUCCCGGCGCUCCUGGCGAAGCUCGAGGCCAUCCGGUCCAAGGUGCUGGCCACGGCGCGCGACACGGCGGUGAUCAACCUCACGGGCGACGCCAAGGCGCUCGCCGCGGCCAAGCCCGAGCUCGCGCCCCUGUGCGCGAAGCUCCCCGCGGCGGCCGACGCCGCGGCGAAGCCGGACUGGUCGUCCCUCGCGGCGAAAGCGCCGGCGCUCAACGAGGGCUUCGCCGUGCCGACGCAGGUCAACUACGUCGCCAAGGGCGGCCGCCUCUACGGCGUCGGCGAGAAGCCCGCGGGCUCCGACUCCGUCGUCCGCCGCUUCCUGAGCCUCGACUUCCUCUGGAACAAGGUCCGCGUCAUCGGCGGCGCCUACGGCGGCUCCUGCGCCUUCAACCCCAUCUCCGGCGCCUUCGUCUUCUCCUCCUACCGCGACCCGAACCUCAAGGCGACGCUCGACAACUACGACGCCGCGGCGGCCUGGAUGGACGAGUUGGUCGUCGACGACGCGGAGCUCACCAAGGCCGUCGUCGCCGCCAUCGGCGACUUGGACGGCCCCAUGACGCCGGACACGCGCGGCUUCGUGAGCCUGAGGCACUACCUCGACGGCACGACGGACGAGCUCCGCCAGCAGUGGCGCGACGAGGUCCUCGCCGCGACGCCGGAGGACUUCAAGGCCUUCUCGACGCGCCUCAAGGCCAUGAUGGCCGACGCCAAGAGCUCCGUCUUCGCGUCCGCGGCCGCAUUCGACGAGGCCAACGCCGAGCUCCCGGACGCGGACAAGCUCUCCGUGACGAACCUCCUCUAGGGAAACUCAAGCAUACGAUGUGUACACAGCGCCGAAUCCGAAACAUAAUUGGCGCCUU